AUGCGAAAUCAGGGCAACUUUCCGCACGCACACAGAUUCUUCUCUGUUUUACCUUCUUCUUUCUUCCUCUUCAUUCCACUCUUCUUUCUUUCUUCUCUUUCCCUCCACUCUUCUUUCUUUCUUCUCUUUCCCUCCACUCUUCUUUCUUUCUUUCUUUCUUCUUUCUUCCUUUCCUCCCUCAUCUUUCUUUCUUUCUUUUCUCUUCUCUUUCCUCCACUUUCCCUCUUUCUUUCUUCUCUUUCCCUCCACUCUUCUUUCUUUCUUCUCUUUCCCUCCACUUCAUCUUUUUUUCUUUCUUUUCUUUACUUUUCCUCCAUUCUUCUUUCUUUUCUGUCGUUCACUUUGUCUGUCUCUUUCACUCUCAUGAUUACUCUCUCUUUGGCUCUCACAUACACGAUAUCACUCGGUCUCUCUCUCUCUCUCAUUCUCAUAUACACGUUCAUUGUCACUCCUUUUCUCUCUAUCUCUCUAAUAGACGUUCUUUCGCUCUCUCUCUCUCUAAUAGACGUUCUUUCGCUCUCUCUCUCUAAUAGACGUUCUUUCGCUCUCUCUCUCUCUAAUAGACGUUCUUUCGCUCUCUCUCUCUCUCUAAUACGCGUUCUUUCGCUCUCUCUCUAA
Acanthosepion pharaonis is the source of this 618-nucleotide messenger RNA. NCBI's taxonomy places the organism in Eukaryota, Metazoa, Mollusca, Cephalopoda, Sepiida, Sepiidae. The record is from the annotation of a GenBank genome assembly.